Messenger RNA from Eimeria necatrix, 2439 nucleotides. RefSeq lists its product as hypothetical. Bases 1 to 2439 code for a protein of 812 amino acids. Lineage: Eukaryota; Apicomplexa; Conoidasida; Eucoccidiorida; Eimeriidae. The transcript is spliced from 6 exons. The record is from RefSeq and is a predicted model, not a curated record.
AUGCACGACCAUGCUACUCCCAACGUUUCCAAGGGCCUUCUAUGCGCCGUCACACAAAGCGCGAGGCAGGGACCUCAGCCUUGUCCUCCCGUGAUGAGGCUGUCGCUCUCGAAGGGUCCUCUGAGUCAUGUCACUGUGACCAGUGGCCUGGAAAAAGGACAUGCACCGAAUAGCUCUAGCCCCUGCUAUGUUCUUUUCAACAGCGACAGAGAAGAGCUCGACCCCACAAGUCUCUUAAGUCCUGUUAGCGAGGACGUCCGCGCGAAGGGCAGCGCGACAGAUAAGGCAGCGACAACAGCAACAGGGCUCGCAGCUGCCAAAGGAACAGCAGUUGAGGAUCAGUCCGUUAGUGUUUUUUCUUUCUGGCACCGCCCGAGGGUUCUGAGAGAUUCCAAGGCGCAGGGAGUUGCUGCGCCUGCGCACAGCGCCGCCGGCGACAAUGCUGCAAAUGCAGCGACAGCAGCAGCAGCAGCAGUAAAAGGACCUCCUGUAGUGCUCCAUAUUCCUCCCGUGACAGGGGGCUGGGCCAGCCAAACGGACCACGAGGCCACGGAAAGGACAGCGCUCGCAGGGGCUGCUGUUGCAUGCGGCGAUUUGCUGCUGCUGCCACUUCCCUUAGGGGCUCUAGAUGGUCCGGCGUCGCUGCUUCCGCAGGUGCAGCCCCUGCCUAUACUCUUUCUAGCGAUGCAGCAGCAGAUGCAGCUGCGUAUGUUGCAGCAGCAGGACCUGCAAAGGCACCAUCACCAGCAAGCUCCGUCGCAACUCACAGAAGCAGUAAGCAGGAGUAAGCCGCUGGUGCUACUGCUGAGGGACCCUAUUUCUCUGCCCCCAGUGGCCUCCAGCAACCGUCAGGCUGCUGCCUUAAGAGAAGCCACAGCAAGCACUUUAAGGCUCCACGCAGCGCACGCAGCACUACGCCUGCUGGAGAAACAAUGGGGAAUGGUGGCUGCCGAGCUUGGUGCGGGCGACGCACGAGAUGAGCGACACCCGCAGCACUUGCAGCAAAAGCUCCAAGAGGAAGAAGCUGCGCCAGCCCGUGUGUCCGUGCCGGGCUUAAGAGAGCUGUUUUCUGUGCACGUUGUCUUCGUGCGGAGACCUAAUCAGCCGAAGACGAGGGAAGCUUCCACUUCUGUCAGUCCUGAUGCAAUUCUUACAGAGUGCACAGAAGAUGUGCGGCAGGUGCUGGCCUCUCUGCUGGCCGAGCAUCGCGCAAAAGAUGCAGAGCACGCCGGCCAGUCAGAACUGCAACAGCAGAAGCUGCAGUUUGCUGCUGCUGAUGAGUGCACCGGAGGUCGCACUGGCGGCGCGCUGCACCUAUUUGACACUGUUGCCACCGCCUGUAGGUCCCUCCUUGCUCCACCUGAAGCCACGAAACUGCUGCUGUCGACGCCAAGUGGAAGUACUCAAAGUGGGGCAUUGAAGCUUCAAGAACCGUUGAGCCAGACCGAUGCAGUCGCCUACGACGCUGAGAUGUUCAGAAGGAAGUUCCUCGCCAGAUUUAAGGCGGAAAUGGCGCAGGUUGAGGGGCCCCGAGAGGGGUUUGUUGUGUUGCACCGGGUGCUUCGGGACUUCGACGCAAGCUGCGCUUCAAGCGUUAAAAGGAAUUUACCGCGUGGGCAGAUGACAAAGGCGGCAGAAGCUUCCGUUGCAGAGGCUCGGCAGUCUCUAGCAGAGGAGGCAGUGAAGGAGCUUCGAGUACUGCACCGCCUGCAACUGGAAGCCGUUCGCUCGCUGGCAGUGCGACGCUUCGAAUUACAGCUACAGCAAUUGCUCAACAACAGAAGCGGUCUGCAGAAGCAACCCGAAAACAUAUAUGAGCUUACGAACCGCGUUUCUGACGCUGUUCGUAUGGCAGCCGAUAGCAUGCAGCAGUUUGUUCAAGACUACCAUCAGUCUCUGGGACCUGACGCAGUGCGGAAGCUGCUCCUAGACGACGAGGGUGCGACGCACGGAUGGCAAGGCUUAGGAGCAGCUCGGGAGAUAUUGGGGGCUGCAAAGCGAGUGGCUGCGGCAGAGCGCCGCCGUCUCUUGAAGGCACUUCGCGAACUUUCGGCGUCGGCACUGCAAGAAAAACAAUUGCUUUUGCUGCAUCAGCAACGCCAAGCAGGCCUUGGUCUGCUGCAGCGUUUUCAGCAGAAUGCGGUGAAUCGAUUUCUUGCGACGCGUCCAGGGGCGGUGGCGCGGAGGAGCUGGCUUCGCCUUAGCAGCACAGCAGCCGCAACAGGAAAUUACCUUAGAGAGCUACCCGGCCUGCGACUGCUAUGUGAGUCCCCAGUGGCCAAUAUGUGGCGUCAUAGAAAGCCCAUUGACAUUUCGUUUCACUAUUUAAGCCCCACGGCCUUCGGACUAUCCCCUGUCAGGGUUCCCCCCGUGCUAGCUGCGACAGACCUGAAGAAGCUCAAGGAGACUAUGGCGAUGGAACCCCCUGAGCGUAAGUAA